AUGCUGCAGCUGCUAUGUGUCAGAAGACCGCGUGUCCUAUUGCUGGAAUGUGCCUGGACCCGAUGUCUUCAAAUUCGUGGACAAGGUGGCACUCCGCCGCCGAAACACCUCAGGUUCUGGGCCGAGCAUGAGGAUGGAAUUGUACUGCAAAGGCGGAAGGAGGGCGCCGACUUCUCAUCUAUUGCAACCGUACUUGACCGCACUGCGGACAGUGUCAGAGCUCGAUACGGCAGGUUUCUCGAUUCCAAGCCACCACGCAUCAACUCUGAACAAGCUCUCACUCAACACCAGGACGAAGUCAUCAUCCAGCGAAUGUGCGAGGGUGUUGCGACCCGCUUGAUCGCGAAAGAACUGCAUCGCUCCGUGUCUCAAGUGAGAAAUCGUUGCAGCGUGCUGCAAUUCAGGCCUGACGUUCCCGAAGCGGCUUUUGCAAGAUACAGUCGGCCAAGAUCAAAGCUAGGCGCCUUGGAUCGCCCCGAGGCCGAAGCCCUAAUUGAGCGGCGUUACGGUGAAGGCAAGACUCUCAAAGCUAUCGCAAGCGAAUUGCAGUGCAAUGCAACCACUGUCUGGCGCUGGUUCAGCUCUAUGGGACUCUCCAGAAAGCAACGCACUGGGUUCGAAGGCAAAGGAUUAUCCGAUCCAGAAAUUCAAACGAUACUGCGUCGCAGGUCUGAAGGAUGGACAUAUCCAGCGAUCGCAUCCGAACUAGGUCGCACUAUGGGGAGUGUGCGCUAUUGCUUGCGUAGGCAACGAAUUUUGGAGUUCACACGCAAGCCACGCCGGGCCUUUACGCCGGACGAGGAUCAGGAAUUACUGAAAUUGCACAGAGGCGGCAAUACUCACUCUGAGACCGGAAAGCUUCUUGGCCGCGCUCCAAGUGUAGUAGGCAGACGCCUGAAGCAGCUGGAGAACCCGCGGCUGAGCGAUCCCCCCAGAUGGACCACGGAAGAAGUCGAAGACCUCGUCACACAAUACGACCGAGGCGUUCCAAUCCGCGUCAUAGCCGCCGCACUUGAGCGCGAUUGCGAAUUGGUCAAAGCCAAGUUGCAGCUCACCUUAGUGAGGAGAGGGCGUACAGACUGGUCGCCUGUAAAUCCUGCUCGCGGCGCAAGCUAG
Molecule: messenger RNA, 1116 nt
Organism: Cercospora beticola
Lineage: Eukaryota; Fungi; Ascomycota; Dothideomycetes; Mycosphaerellales; Mycosphaerellaceae
Biological process (GO): regulation of transcription by RNA polymerase II
Cellular component (GO): nucleus
Molecular function (GO): DNA-binding transcription factor activity, RNA polymerase II-specific; RNA polymerase II cis-regulatory region sequence-specific DNA binding
Source: RefSeq, a predicted model, not a curated record